AUGUUGUACUUAUUGAUAUUUUUAUCCAAAAUUGUAUGUACUAGUGAAAAUGUGGAGAAAAAAGUAUCAGGUCUUGAUGAUGUUUCCAUCAACAAUUUAAAACGCGAAUUAACUAGGGUUCAUGGCGAUUACCUAAAAAAAAUUAUUACCCAUGUUUAUAACAGGCUUGAUAAACAAUUACGGAAUAAAGACGAAAUAAUUGAGAAACAAGAUUUGCUUAUUCAACAGAUUAAAAAAAAUAAUAAUAAAGAUAUACAGAGAUAUGAAAUUGAACUUGAAAAAAAGAAUGAUUAUAUUGUAUUUCUUGAGAAAGAACGGAGGGAGAAAUCUCAGGCCUAUAGUGUAAUAAUUGAAGAAAAGGAAAAAUCUAACAAACUUUUAAAAGAAAAGUUGAGAAAACAUUUGCAAGAUUUUGUCAGAUGUGAAGAAGGAUAUGCUGAUGUUGCAGAAGGAAGCCGUAGUAAUAAACACCAAAAUUUAAAAGUCGAAUUAGAAAAAAAUACUGCAAAACAAGCAAAACGAGGGGACAAAUGUUGUAGUGAACUUGCUGGCCAGUGUCAAGAAAACAGUGAAGGAAAAAAUGAAUCGCGGCGCUCCACAAAUGAUGCUGCUUGUAAAGAAGCGCCUUGUAAGUCAAAUGAUUGUCAAACUAUUGGUACUAGUGAAUCUUCAUCAAAAAUUUCAAUGUCUAAUCAGGAAGCAGGACCAUCUUCAAAAAUUUGUAUUAAAAGUGAUAAUCCCAAACCCAAAAAAAAGGAUGAUUCUGGCUUUGUAAGUGCUGAAACUCUUAAAGAAAUCUUUAUGAAAUUCUUAUCUGAAAAUUUAUCAGGUCUUAAUGAAUCGCAAAGCCGUCCUAAUUUUGGUGAAACAAAUAAAAAUCUUAAAAAAUUAAAUAACGAUUUUUGCGGUGUUAGUUACGAAGAAUUAAAAGAGCAAUCUACUACAAAAAGAAAAUGUAAAUUUAGCCCCCAAUGCAAUAAUUUGGGUGAAAAUUAG
Molecule: messenger RNA, 996 nt
Organism: Vairimorpha ceranae
Lineage: Eukaryota; Fungi; Microsporidia; Nosematidae
Exons: 1
Coding region: 1-996 (331 amino acids)
Source: RefSeq, a predicted model, not a curated record